Messenger RNA from Plasmodium gaboni, 1890 nucleotides. Its product is annotated as putative regulator of chromosome condensation. Lineage: Eukaryota; Apicomplexa; Aconoidasida; Haemosporida; Plasmodiidae. Gene Ontology annotation, cellular component: cytoplasm. The record is from RefSeq and is a predicted model, not a curated record. Bases 1 to 1890 code for a protein of 629 amino acids. The transcript has a single exon. Gene Ontology annotation, molecular function: guanyl-nucleotide exchange factor activity.
AUGAUGUACAACAAAAUAAGAUAUUCCAAUGUGUCCAAGAUUUUUUUAGGAGUUUUAGGAAGCUAUUAUUUUAUUAAGAAUAAUAACAAUAAGAAGAGUAUUAAAAAAAAAAAGAAUGAUUUUAGUACUAGUAAAAAAAUAUAUUAUUUGAAUUAUUUUAAUAAUAUACAUUUUUGUGAAAAUAAAAAUGAAAAAGUAUACUUGUUUGGUGAUAAGCGUUGUUUAAUCAAAGAGACAAAUGAAGAUGGAGAAUGCCCUUUUUUUGAAAGAAAUAAAAUUAAAGUAAAAAAAAUAUCUUUUGGUAAUUGUAUAGCUAGCUGUAUAACAGAAAAUGAUGAAGUUUAUAUUUGGGGUUCGUAUGAAAAAGGAAUAGAUGAAGAAAAUAAAGAAUUAAUUUAUAUUGAUCCAUUUAAACUAAAUAGCACUGAAUGUAUUAUUGAUAUCCAAUUUUCAAAUAAGGAUAUAUAUCUUAUGACUAAAAAAGGAGAAUUAAAAAUUAUAAGAAAUUAUAAGAAAUGUUUAAAAGAUAAAGAAUUUAUAAUUGAAAAUUUUUAUAAAGGUACAUAUAACUUUUUCUUUUUUAAAAAUGAAAAGAUAAUAAAAAUGAGUGUAAAUAAAUAUCAUUUAGCAUUUAUUACAAAUAAAGGAAAUGUCUAUUGUUCAGGUAAUAAUUUUUAUGGUCAAUGUGGAAAAGAACCUUCUUUAAAAAAUAAUUUAAAUUUAAAUUAUAAUUUUGAAUUCGCAAAUAAUAUAAACACCUAUGGUACAUUUAAUUCAGUAAAUAAUCAAGAUAAAGGUUAUAUACAUGAUGGGGAUUAUUAUUCUCCUGAUUAUUUACCAAUGAUAAGAGAUUAUGAAUUUAAUAAAUUGAUAGAAAAUGAAAAAGAAGAAAACAAAAAUGAAUAUUCCAUAAGUGUAUAUGGAAUUAAUAAAAAUGAAAAGGUGAAAAGAAUAAAAAAUAAUAUAUUAUUAAAUAAUAAUGAUGAAGAUAUAGAUAAUACUUUUGAUGAGAUUUCUUCUGAUAAUGAUAAUAUUAAUAUGGAUGUUAAGAAAAAUGGAAAGGUACACACAGACACAGACACAGACCCACCCACACAAAAUAAAGUAAAUAUAAAUUAUUUAAAUAAUUCUUUAGAUUCCUAUGAUCAUUUUGUUUAUUCACCCGAUGAUAUUAUAAACAACCAUGUUGAUAUGAACAAAGUAGAAUUUAAGGAGAAAACACGAAUUAUUGAUAUAUCUUGUGGUUUAAAUCACACCUUAUGUUUAGAUGAUAAAAAUAAUGUAUAUAGUUUUGGAGAUGAUAGUAAGAUCCAAUUAGGGUUAGGAGAAAGUCGAACAAAUAAAAAUUCGUUAGCUGGAACAAAAUGGAAAGAUCAAAUAAAACUUGGAUAUACAUCUGCAACAAAAAAUGCAACAAAUUAUUCUUUUUAUGAUAGACAUAUACAAAGUAGUCCACAAAAAAUUAUGAAGAAAAUUAAUGAUAACGAAAUAAUAAAUGAUAUAUAUAAAAUUAAUGCUGGUUCAAAUUUCUCUAUGAUCUUUUCAAAUGAUAAAUUUGGAAAACAAUUAUUUUGUUUUGGUGAUAAUAUAUAUUUCCAAUGUGGUAGACAUUUAGGAAAACAUCAACAAACAUUAUCAACUGUUAAAUUACCAAAUAAUAAAAUAAAUGAUUUUACAUGUGGUGAUACACACUGUUUAUUAAAUUUAAAUAAUCAAGUAUAUGGAUGGGGAUAUAAUGAUAAUAAUCAAAUUUCUCCAUAUAAAAAUAAAGGAAUCAUAAAUAUACCAGUCAAUAUUUUGGCUGACUUAAAAAAAAAAAAAAAUCAUUUUGAUAUAAAAUAUAUUAAUGCUAAAUAUAACAAUUCGGUAAUUAUAAUUUCAUAUGCAUGA